AAUCAGACGGUUCUCAAUACAACAAAAUUUCCAAACAAAGGUUAUUAUUUGAUUUAAAUGGGUCCUCCAAAGCGGAAUAACGAGGGCAAGCGGUACAGUGAAGGUAAAUCUAAAAAACGUAAGAAGGAGGAAGAGGAAUAUGUGUAUGAAGAAGACGACACAAAUGAUAAUGAGGGGGCUGCCGUUGUUGCUGCGGCCGCUCGGGACGCCGAAAAGAAUGACCAAAACGUCUUGGAAGACGAGUUUGGUGCGAAAGAUUAUCGCAGCCAAAUGGAAUUAAAGCCUGAUAAUCAAUCCAGACCUUUGUGGGUUGCACCGAAUGGUCACAUAUUUCUUGAGUCGUUUUCACCUGUAUACAAACAUGCUCACGAUUUUCUUAUCGCUAUUUCUGAGCCAGUUUGUAGGCCAGAGCAUAUACAUGAGUAUAAAUUAACUGCCUAUUCUUUGUAUGCAGCUGUUAGUGUUGGUUUACAAACUAAUGAUAUUAUUGAAUACUUAAAAAGGUUAAGUAAAACCACUAUUCCUGAUGGUAUUAUAGAAUUUAUUAAAUUGUGCACAUUAUCUUAUGGCAAAGUGAAACUUGUUCUGAAACAUAAUAGGUAUUUUGUUGAAAGUCCACAUCCAGAUAUUUUGCAGAAGCUGUUAAAAGAUCCUGUUAUUCAAGAAUGUAGAUUGAGGAGAAAUAUCGAGGAAGGAGAUGAAUUUAUUACACAGGUACAAGACAAGAAAAACAUCCCAACAUUUGGAUCCAAACCCAGUGGCUCUGUAGAUGCUCCUGCAGAUGGCAAUCCAGUUCCUGAUGACAUUACAAACUUCUAUGACAAAAUGGAUAAUGAGGAAGAGGAUGAAGAGACCACCCUUGAAACUGUGUCAUUUGAAGUAAACCAAGAGAAGAUUGAAGUAAUCCAGAAACGAUGUAUUGAAUUAGAAUAUCCAUUAUUGGCUGAAUAUGAUUUCCGUAAUGACACUCACAAUCCUGAUAUUAAUGUAGAUCUGAGACCAGCAGCAGUGCUUAGACCUUAUCAAGAAAAAAGUUUGAGGAAAAUGUUUGGUAAUGGAAGAGCUAGGUCUGGUGUCAUUGUACUUCCUUGUGGUGCUGGUAAAUCACUUGUGGGAGUCACAGCUUGUUGUACAGUCAGAAAACGUGCCUUGGUUUUGUGUAACUCAGGUGUAUCUGUGGAACAAUGGAAACAGCAGUUUAAAAUGUGGUCCACUGCUGAUGAUAGUAUGAUAUGUAGGUUUACAUCUGAAGCAAAAGAUAAGCCUAUGGGCUGUGCAAUUUUAGUUACCACAUAUUCUAUGAUUACUCAUACUCAAAGAAGAUCUUGGGAAGCAGAGCAGACCAUGAAAUGGCUUCAGGAGCAGGAAUGGGGCAUAAUGGUGCUUGAUGAAGUACACACAAUUCCUGCAAAGAUGUUCAGAAGAGUGUUAACAAUAGUUCAGUCUCAUUGUAAAUUAGGUUUGACUGCUACUUUGUUGAGAGAGGACGACAAAAUUGCCGAUUUGAAUUUCUUGAUUGGUCCAAAACUAUAUGAAGCCAAUUGGUUGGAGUUGCAGAAGAGGGGCUACAUCGCCAGAGUGCAGUGCGCUGAAGUUUGGUGUCCAAUGACCCCGGAAUUUUACAGAGAGUACCUGGUUUGUAAGUCUAGCAAGAGGCUGCUGCUUUAUGUUAUGAAUCCUAAUAAAGUUAGAGCUACUCAAUAUUUGAUCAGGUAUCAUGAAAGAAGAGGUGAUAAAACAAUUGUGUUCUCGGACAACGUCUUUGCUCUAAAACAUUUUGCUAUCAAAAUGAAUAAACCUUAUAUUUAUGGUCCAACAUCUCAAGGAGAAAGAAUUCAAAUCUUACAAAAUUUCAAAUUUAAUCCAAAAGUAAAUACGAUAUUCGUGAGUAAAGUCGCCGAUACUUCUUUCGAUUUGCCCGAAGCUAAUGUACUAAUCCAAAUUUCUUCUCACGGCGGUUCUCGUCGUCAAGAAGCACAACGUUUAGGUCGUAUUUUGCGUGCGAAGAAGGGGGCUAUAGCUGAAGAAUACAAUGCCUUCUUUUAUACUUUGGUGUCGCAAGACACUAUGGAGAUGAAUUACUCGAGAAAGAGGCAACGGUUUUUAGUUAAUCAAGGUUACAGCUACAAAGUUAUUACUUCUUUGGCUGGAAUGGAUGAGGAGACUGAUUUGUUAUACACUACAAAGGAACAGCAGGGACAGUUACUACAACAGGUUCUUGCUGCAAGUGAUAUAGACUGUGAAGAUGAGAAAAUACCAGGGGAAGGUGGUCCAAAAGGCCCAGCCCAUAGAAAAGCUGGCCAUAUGGGCUCCAUGUCCGGAGCAGAUGAUGCCGUUUAUUACGAAUAUAAAAAAUCAUCAGCGAAUGUUAAUAAGCAUCCUCUGUUUAAGAAAUUCCGUUACUAG
Molecule: messenger RNA, 2406 nt
Organism: Aethina tumida (small hive beetle)
Lineage: Eukaryota; Metazoa; Arthropoda; Insecta; Coleoptera; Nitidulidae
Gene: hay
Product: general transcription and DNA repair factor IIH helicase subunit XPB
Exons: 7
Coding region: 58-2406 (782 amino acids)
Biological process (GO): nucleotide-excision repair; transcription initiation at RNA polymerase II promoter
Cellular component (GO): transcription factor TFIIH holo complex; nucleotide-excision repair factor 3 complex; transcription preinitiation complex
Molecular function (GO): DNA binding; 3'-5' DNA helicase activity; hydrolase activity
Source: RefSeq, a predicted model, not a curated record